AAACAGGUGCAGCCAUGCAAGAAAGCAUACGUUUUGCUUCAUCAGGAGAUGACAUUAAAAUAUGGGAUUCCUCAUCUCUAACUGUGGUGGAGCAGUUCAACCCACAUACACCCACACAUCCAGUCAGCUCAUUAUGUUGGGCCAGCAAUAAUAGAUACCUGGCCACUGCUUCUGCUGCUGGUGAUAAAAUAGUUGUUUUGAGCUGUAAAAGCAAACCUGUUCCACUGUUUGACAUAGCUGAAGGAGCAAAACAGACAUGCGUGAGCUUGAAUUCUAGUUCUUCGUAUAUUGUGAGCGGAGGCCUUGAUAACACAGUUAAUAUCUGGGAUCUGAAAUCCAGAAAGGUCUAUCGUAGCCUUAAGGAUCAUAAAGAUGAAGUCACGUGUGUUACAUAUAAUUGGAAUGAUUGCUACAUUGCUUCUGGAUCUUUGAGUGGUGAAAUUAUCCUACACAGUGUUACCACCAAUUUAUCAAGUGCUCCCUUUGGUUAUGGCAGCCGUCAG
Molecule: messenger RNA, 503 nt
Organism: Pelecanus crispus (Dalmatian pelican)
Lineage: Eukaryota; Metazoa; Chordata; Aves; Pelecaniformes; Pelecanidae
Source: RefSeq, a predicted model, not a curated record